Messenger RNA from Eutrema salsugineum, 5143 nucleotides. Its product is annotated as protein SMAX1-LIKE 3. Bases 3367 to 4959 code for a protein of 530 amino acids. NCBI's taxonomy places the organism in Eukaryota, Viridiplantae, Streptophyta, Magnoliopsida, Brassicales, Brassicaceae. The transcript is spliced from 3 exons. The record is from RefSeq and is a predicted model, not a curated record.
UUUAACCCGACCCGGAAGCGAUCCGAAUCUGUUACACUGACUAAACAAACAGCCUCGAGUUCUCUAGGUGAAACCGGUCGAGUCGGAAAUUUUGCUCCGGCAUUUUCUCCGGUGACUCCUUCGAAUCACAGAUUACUUUUCUUUUCUAAGCGUUUUGUGUGUAUGUGUGUGGAUACCCUAAAGUUCGAUACUUGAAUGUUCUUCAUCUUUGUGUUUGAUUCAAAGAAGAUAGAUAGUAUGAAUUAUUUUAUUCAAUCAUAUCAAAUUCCAGAAUUGUUUAUUUUGAGAAUUUGUUGGUUUUCUAUCAGGAUUCUCUAAUACUUGGGUAUAAUUUUCCAGAGCUAAGCUAAGAUUGAGCCCAAUACUUUCUACUUUUUUCACUGUGUUCAUAUUACUCUCAGAGUUUGCAUCGAUCUUGAUAAUCGAACGCAGAUCUUCUGUUUCUGCCAUAACUUUUCUAGUGUUUGAGGGUCAAUACAAGUGAUUAUAUGCUACUGUUCUAGUCUAGAACUUUCUAGAUUCUAUCUUCUUUGAAACUAUGCAAACCCCAUCUUACAUGUUGUGUGGUAUUAUUGAGUAUUGUGUUAUGUGAGGCUGAAAAAUCUUCUUCAGUGAAUAAAAGAAGCAUGUUGGUAUCUGAUUCCAUCACCUUUGCUUUUAGAUUACGAAGGAUGUCUUGUCAAAACUAGGACAGCUUUUCUCCAUUCCUCAUUUAAUCUUUUAUAUCUUCUUUUUUUUUUGGGGGAAGACGAUCCAAUUCUUAAAGUUAGACCGUCCAAUGGAGAAUGAUUUCGUAAUCUAAUCUAUUUGUUCUCUUUGUGGAUUCACUUUUAUGAUAUAUAUCUGCUUUACUUUGAAGGAACUGAAACUCUUACAGGCCCUUUUAAAAAUACAACUUUCUUGUGUUCCCAUGAAAUUCCUGGAAAAAUGGUUUGGUUUGAAAGCAACCUCUGAGAAUUGUUUUGCACAAACAGUCAAACACACACAAACUUAGCUUGAAACUGAACCAGUUUGAUUUCAGCUUAACUUAAGACAAGCAAACACUUUGUAAGUUGUUGUAGUUUACCAAGAUUUUCAGGUUCUUGCCAUGUUAUUGUUGCCAUUUCGAUGCAUAACACUCUCUGUUGUUUAAGAUAUGGCAUCUGCAUGAAUAAAAUAUUUAGCAAGUUGGUGGGAAAGAAGGAUCAAUUUUAUGAUUUCUGUCUUGCGAAUAUGAUCUUGAAUCUUCUGCGUCCUGGUCUUGUUUAAAGCAUCCUCAUUUGACUGUCCUGGUCAUACACUUUUCUUCAAAGGAUUGGUGUAAGUGGUUUUUAUUUUGUGUUAGAGGUUGAAUGCUUUUGAUAGGGAAACAAAGUUGAUCGCUUUGGACUAAAUGAGAAAAGGGUUUGCUAUUGGGUGUGCCCAAAGCAACCAUUUCUAUUCCUUUUCUUUUCUUGUUCAAAACGCUUUUGCCUUCAUUUUUUUUCCGUCUCUCUUUGUAUGGAUUUUGGGUCUAAGCUCACAAACAACAUUUGGUAAGUUACUCUUUAGUCUCUAAACUGUCCUCAUUGGUCCUACAUGUCCUCCGUAACGAAGCAUGAAUUUGUGCGCUUUUAUUUAACUUAACAAGAUCGGAUAUUAUUUCCCCUGAGCUUGGAGUCAUUGUGAAAAAUGGAAUUUUCUUUCUGCUGGAGCAUAACUUGGAUAGAUUUCACAUCUCUACUUUUCUCUUUCAAUAAUGAUUGUCGGAUCAUUUCUCUCUUCUUUUGUUGUUUUCUUCUUCUUUUUCCCUAUAAUUUGAGUAGUGACCCUUUAGUUUGGUAAUAAGAGCCAGAGGCAGUGACUGUAAGAGAUUAUGUUGGAUUGAUGACUGGCCUUUGGAUGAAGGCUUACAAUAAAAAGAAACGAGUAAAAGCUGAAAAUAUGAUUGGGAAAUGAAAGGAAGAUCUCUUGUACAUUCCUUUCUUUAAUUCAUCAGAAGUUAAUUGUUACAUUUACCAUUUCAUUAACCUUUUAGGACAUAUAAAUAGAUUAUUCUCUUAUCAAAGUGUAUUAGUUUUUUUUUUUUGAAGAUUCCUAGGGAAGGUAAAUGGUGGUGCUCUCUUUUCUCUUCUUUCUAUGCAGUGGCAUGCUUCAGAAGAGAGAGACCUAUUCAUCAAAGUAGAAUUGUAAUAGGAUAAGUUCCUCAUGCCAGUUACUGCAACAUGAUAGUUUCAUCUUCGAUUUUAGCAUUUCAUCUUGGAUUUUAUGCAACAUACGCUGAAUAGCAAAUAGAUUUGUAUCCUUGUCAAAUUUGAGAUGCAUCUUCCAUCUGUUCGCUAUCUAGGUUUGAGUGUUUAUAAUGUAUUAGCAAGUUAAGAUAAGUAUAUCCUUGCCUUGUCGGAUAUUGGUUGAUGCAUAUAUCUUUAAUCUUCCUAAAUAGUAUAGUAGGAACCCUCCGUUUCUUCUUCGUCUUCGUUUCUCUCGUUUUUUAAAUAAAAGAUAUGGUAAAAAAGCAACACACUUUUCUGAAAGUAAUGAAAGGGAAAGAGAAUGAUAUAUUAUACCUUUUAUUUGUCUUAUGAUGGGUCCGCUGCAAAAUUUGAAGAAGAUACAAAGACCAGAAUAGUGAUUAUAAACUUGAGAGAGAAUCUAUUGGGUUAAAGGGUUUAAAAAUAACAUCAUCAUUUAUGAGUCUUGAUUAUCUUUUGGAACAUGGGUAAUCUUGUUAUUGUUAUAUAUAAAAAGAAAUCUCUGUGCCAAUGUUUUCUGUUUUUUUUCCCCUUUUCUUGCGGCUAUUUUGGUUGCUUGUGAUAUGGGGUUCGCUUGCUUGAUUGACUCUAUAGACCAGGUGAAUGUUGUCUUGAAAAGUGUUGGGACUUAGCUAUUUGUUGGUUGAAGGGGCUGGAAAAAGUAGUGAUUUUUAUAAUCGGAGAUGUUAUCUUUGAAAACAUAUAUUUAAAUGAAUAAUGAUUUGCAUCUUUAGUUAGGUCUUAUAAAUAUUGAAAAGAUAUUAUACACUUUGCAUAAAAGAGAGAGACCCACUUAGCAAGCAGUACCCAUAUUACAUUUUUUUUUAAAAUGUGUAUGUGAAAUCUGAGAUAGAAAAACACUAUUAGGGGAAAAAAGCUGAGUUCCCUUUGGCUUUUGAUACUGAUUUGUCACCACAUGCAGUCCACUUUGCACUACAAAACUCCACUUUGGACCCUCAAAUUCUUGCCUCUCCUACAAGAAAACCAUACACAUUACUCCUCCUCCAUAUAAUUUCCAAACUCCUACUUCUCUGUAUAUUCGUCCCCAUAGACUUACUCAAACAUCUUUUGGCUAGUUCCUUUGGUGUUUUUCUUCUACAAAGAAAGAGAGUAUCAAGACAAGACUCCUGUAGACAUACAUAGUUAUAUAUUGAGUAUGAGGAGUGGAGGUUGCAGUGUCCAGCAAGCCCUCACGCAUGAGGCUGCAAACAUGGUGAAACAAGCCAUGUCCUUGGCUAGACGACGUGGGCAUGCUCAGGUCACGCCUCUCCAUGUGGCUAGCACCAUGCUCUCUGCUUCCACGGGUUUACUAAGAACAGCUUGCCUCCAAUCCCAUACUCAUCCUCUGCAAUGCAGAGCACUCGAGCUCUGUUUCAACGUCUCCCUAAAUCGCCUCCCAACUUCCACAGGGAGUCCUAUGUUGGUCCCUUGUAUAUCUAACGCUCUGGUUGCAGCUCUCAAGCGUGCACAGGCUCACCUGCGGCGUGGUUCCAUCGAGAACAACCAGCAACAACCAAUCUUGGCUAUCAAGAUCGAGCCUGAGCAGCUUGUAAUUUCUAUUCUCGAUGAUCCUGGUGUGAGCAGAGUGAUGAAAGAGGCUGGUUUCUCAAGUCCUCAAGUGAAGAGCAAGGUGGAGCAGGCUGUGUCUUUGAAGAUUUGCUCCAGUAAACCAAGAGCAAGCAACGGUCUAACUACGGGGGUCAAGAAAUUCAGUGAGGCUGAAAAUGAGACCAUCCUAGAAUACACAACGAUGAUGAAAGCAGAGGCUAAGAGAAGCAGAAACGUCAUAACCGCUCUCCCAGCUUGGCUUCAACAAUACAAGAUGGAGAAUCAAAUUAAGGGCACUGAUUCAGAUAACUCAAUCCACGAAAGACCAUCUGAGAAAACCCUCGACCUUUCUUCUCUUUCUCCUUCUUCCUCAUCUUCCAAUACUUAUGCUCCUACAGAACCCAACUUAAGACUUUUUGUUCCCGAACAUGACAACGAGCUCACAACAACGCUCUUGAUGAAAUCUGCGGCCUCUUCUAGUGAUGCAAUAGACGUGGAAUACGCCUCCAGGUUUAAGGAGAUGAAUGAUGAGAACCUAGGAACUCUAUGUGAUGCCUUGAGAAGCAAGGCACCAAGGCAGAAGGAUGAAAUCCAAGAGAUCGCAAAAGCAAUCUUGAAAUGCAGAUCGGGAUCAACACCUAGGAAGCUCAGCAGCGGGGAACGAAAAGAAGAAACUUGGUUACUUUUCCAAGGUUUGGAUGUUGAGGCAAAAGAGAAGAUAGGUAGAGAGUUGGCAAAGCUUGUGUUUGGGUCGCAGAAGAGCUUCGUCUCAAUCAGCUUGAGCAGCUUCUCUUCCUCUUCCAUGGAAGAUCUCAGGAAGAAGAGGAGGAGAUAUGAAGAUAGCUGGAGCUACACUCAGAGAUUGUUUGAAGCGGUGUCUUGUGAUCCACACAGAGUGUUCUUCGUGGAAGAUAUAGAGGAAGCUGACUAUUUGUGUCAGAUGGGUUUCAAGAGAGCCAUUGAGAGAGGAAGACUUCAAAGUGGAAGCGGUGAAGAAGCUUUUCUUAGAGAUGCGAUUGUGAUAUUGAGCUGUGAAAGAUUGAGCUCCGGAUCAAGAACUUGUUCGCAACCAGACCCUUUUAUAUCUCUCGAUUUAAACCUCUCUCUUAAUCAUCAUGAUGAUGAUGGAGAUGCCAGUGAUUUUAUUGGAUUACUUGACGCUGUAGAUGCAAGCAUUCUUUUCAGCAAGUCGUCAACAUGAUUCAUGUAAUAUCACCACCAUGGUCAUGUGUUACUUCACCCUGGGACAAUUUUCUGAAUCAAUCGUGUAGUUAGGAGGCUUAGGAACUUUGUGGGGUAUGUUAACAAAACUACAGAAGUAUCCAAAUUAUGACUUAAAUUCUCAUUUAUGUAUCCAACUUAUUAGGCUGUACUAGUAAAGUUUG